Molecule: messenger RNA, 1728 nt
Organism: Thunnus maccoyii (southern bluefin tuna)
Lineage: Eukaryota; Metazoa; Chordata; Actinopteri; Scombriformes; Scombridae
Product: tetraspanin-7-like
Exons: 1
Coding region: 585-1673 (362 amino acids)
Cellular component (GO): membrane
Source: RefSeq, a predicted model, not a curated record
UCCACACAAUGAUUUCUACUACUUGUUAUUUGUCAAUAAUCAUAAAAAUUAAAGAGGAAAGUUUAGAUUUAACAAACAUAACAUUUUGUUUAGACAUUGGGAUUUUUUGCCGCCACAUUUAUUUUACAAAUGGACCAUAGUCAAACUCAAGCAGAUGUCUCCUCCAGACCGAGAGAGGGUGUGCAUGGGUGAAUUCCUGGUCCAUCCCACUGCAGUCACCUCUCGCCGUGACCAGAGCGAGGGGCAGCGUCGAGCGAGCAGAUGUCGGGAUGUGGAUGUCAGCCGAGGAAUUCACAGUAAUGGUGACCAUGCAGGUGGAAAGAAGACCCGAAAUAAAGAGAUAAAUAGACUGGAAACAAGGGGGCUGUGGAUGCAGAUAACAGCACGACGCGACACCCAUCAGUGUGAUUUACAGUCCAGCCGGUGUUGGUUGGUGUUGGUGGCGGAUUAAUAACCAGUCAUAAAGAAGAGGGAGGGGGAUUGUGUAUUGCAGGACAGUGAAGGCUCUGAUAGAGGAAAGACGAGAAAGGGGGGAGUGUGUAAAAUAGAGAGAGAGGGGACUAGAUAAAGCCGGAGCCAGGAUCAUGAGCUUGGCAUUGCCUUACGACUCCCUUUCAGCUCGGCCGAGUCCCAGCAGACGAGCUCAGGAUUGGGAACGCGAGCAGCUAACUGUGCGAAGACUGUCCUCUCCGAGGGGUCUCGACCUCCUCACUCCUCCUCCUCUUCCUCGUCGGCCAUCAGCAAUCCCAGGCUACCUGCUGUCCCCCAGUCAAGAGCAGGAGGAGCAUCUUCACCAGCAGCAGCAACGACUAUCUUUGUCCGUGUGCUCAGAGGCCUCCCUGGCGCCCCCUGCACCUCCACCUGUGGGCGCUGCCCCACCUUGCUGCCGCCCAGUGGGAAUCAUGCACCUCCUGCGCCUGGGUCUCUUGGCCUUUAGCUGCCUCUUCUGGGCAGCUGGCUUGGCCCUCUUCACCUUGGGAGUGUGGGCUCAAAUUUCUCUGGCGGACUACAUGAUGCUGUCCGCCAAUCGCUACCCCAACGCCCCACUCAUCCUGCUGUCCACAGGCGCCGCCGUCACCGCCUGGGGCUUCCUGGGUUGUCUGGGGGUGGCUGCAAACCUACCUUGUGUGCUAAGGGCUUACGGGUUCUUUCAGUUUGCUGCACUUGUAGCAGGUUUGGCAGCUGGACUCUCCGGCCUCUUCUAUCGUGAAGACAUUGCUGGAGGAUUUCGCAGCGGCUUACAGCGAGCGGUGGCCGGCUACACAGAGGAUGAAGGCCGUGCCGAUGCCCUAGAUAGCCUGCAGAGGGCUCUGGAGUGUUGUGGAGCUGAAGGUUGGCGCGAUUGGCUCACUUCGGACUGGGCUAUCCAACAUAUGACCUUCCCACCCACCGAGAACGGCACCUCAGUGUCCCUGCCGGACAGCUGUUGCGUGAGGCGUAAGGGCUGCAGGAACCGACCUCUGCCGUCAGACGAUAGCGAAGGAGUGGUCGCUGCAGGAAUCCAUCCACGUGGCUGCUUCCGCAAAGUUUUCAGCUUGGUCAACGACAACGUCUUCCACAUUGCUGCCACUGUGUUGGGAUUGGCCUUCACCCAGAUCGGAGGCAUUGCCCUGGCAUGUCUGCUGGCCAACAGGCUGGCACCUAGACAACGUCGACGUGUAGUGGCACAUUAAUGGUUAGUUUAAAAAAUGAGGCAAGAUACACCAAGGAUCGACUUUUGGAUUGAGC